AUGCCCGAUCACUCACCAAUUGCUGUUGUAGGCCUCUCCUAUCGAGCCCCUGGGGUCGGAAGGAAGGGCCUAUGGGAAUAUCUCUCAGAAGCCAGAUCAGCUUGGUCAAAAGUACCAGCCGAUCGAUUUGACUACGAUGCAUUUUAUCACCCAGACAGCAACAAAGCUGGCUGUAUCGCAGCGGCCGGAGGCCACUUCUUGCCUGAAGACGUCUACAGUUAUGAUGCUCCGUUCUUCAACCUCAGACCCGAAGAGGCUCGAGCUGUCGAUCCCCACCAUCGUAUGCUGCUCGAAUGCGCCCUGGAGGCAGCUGAGAGCGCAGGUGUCAGCUUGACCGAUCUUGCGGGAUCCAACACCGGCGUAUUCUCGGCUAUUGGCUCGCCGGAACAUGGUCAUAUGCUAGGUGAGGAUAUGCCAGCUUCUUCGACAUGGACUUGCGCGGGAGGAGCUCCUUGUAUGUUCGCUAAUCGACUGUCAUACUUCUUUGACCUGUCUGGACCGAGUAUUGCUCUUGAUGCGGCUUGUGCAAGCAGUACCUAUGCUGUGCACAUGGCAUGCCAGAGUCUACAAGCAGGAGAAUGUGACUCCGCCUUUGCUGGAGGCGCUGCUUUGCUGCUCGGCCCUGGUCAAUGGAGCUUUCUUGAUACGAUGGGGGCGCUGUCGCCAGAAGGCAAGUCCUUCUCAUAUGAUGUCAAAGGCUCCGGUUUCGGUCGCGGAGAGGGAGGAGCAUGCGUUCUGUUGAAACGUCUCGACGAUGCCAUUGAAGCAGGUGACCCGAUCCACGCUAUCAUUCGAAACUCAGCUUGCAAUCAUGGUGGCCGCUCGGAUGGCAUUACCAUGCCGAGAAGGUCCGCACAGGAAACGCUACUCAGACGAGUUCACCGAGAAGUUGGGUUAAACCCCAACGAGACCCCGGGCCACGGAACCGGCACGAAAGUCGGCGAUCCGAUCGAGGCAGGAUCAUUCACUACAGUACUUGCUGCCGAGAGGACCUCGGAAAACCCUUUACACAUCGGAUCUCUUAAGUCAAACUUCGGCCAUCUUGAAGGCGCCAGUGGUAUUCUAGGAAUGGUCAAGGCCAUCCUGAUGCUUCAAAAUGGCUACGUCUUGCCCAACGCGAAUUUCGAGAAGCUCAAUGAGAGCAUUGAGAAGAGGGAGCUUCUUCGGGUUCCUCCUAACAAGAUACCAUGGCCACCAAAUGAGCCAAGACGUGUCUGCGUGACCAACUUUGGCUUCGGUGGAAGUAACUCGGCCAUCAUCCUCGAGCGAUGGCCUACCGCCAAUCCUAGCACUAAUGGCGUCGGUCACGUCAACGGUUCAGCCACCAAUGGAAACGGUGUGCAGAAUGGUCAUUGCCAGGCUCUCACCAAGAGAAUAUUUGUCCUCUCGGCCAAGUCUGAGAGUAGCCUCACCACCUACCUAUCAAGCUUCAAAGAAUUUCUCGACAAAGAGGAAGCCCAGAGAGACUCUGAUGUCAUGUUCAUGAAGGACCUUGCCUACACGCUUGGGCAACGGCGCUCACAUCACUCAUACCGGGUCGCUAUCGCUGCAAAUUCGAUCCCUGAUCUCAAGAGUCAACUUGAGACAGCGAGGCCGAAGAAGGUCAAAGAUCGUGCAGUGGCAUUCGUGUUCACUGGACAAGGCGCACAGCACGCUCAAAUGGCCACGGGUCUGGAACAUUUCAAGGUAUUCGCCGAUGCUAUCAACGAGGCUGAAUCGAUCUUGGAGAAGCUAGGGGCCAAUUGGUCACUGAAAGAGGAGCUUUCUCGACCAGCGCCCGUGACUCGAGUAAAUGAGGCGGAAAUCAGUCAACCAGCAUGUACUGCGGUACAGGUUGCGCUCACACUCUUACUCAAGUCUUGGGGAAUUGAGCCAGCCAUGGUUACAGGACACUCUAGUGGCGAGAUCGGGGCUGCUUUUGCAGCAGGUCUCAUCUCUUUUGAGCAAGCCAUUGCCCUUGCUUACUUCCGUGGACUAGCAACAGUCGGGCUGGCCCGCAAAGGACAGAGAGGCGCCAUGUUAGCGCUUGGUGUUGGCGUUGAAAUGGCUUCUGAGCUCUUGGAGAAGAUCACUAAGGGCUACGCGACCGUAGCUGCAAUCAACAGCCCUUCAAGUGUCACUGUAUCUGGUGACGUUUCAGCAAUUGACGAAGUUCUCGAAGUAGCCACUUCGGAAGGCAUCUUCGCGCGUAAGCUCAAGGUUGAAAUGGCCUAUCAUUCAAGACAUAUGGAACAAGUGGCCGGAUUCUACAGAACGUCUAUCGAUCCGUACUGCUCAAAUGAGACAGUAACUCGCAAUACUAGCAGCCCGGAAUUUGUAUCGUCAUCUACCAGCACAUUCAAAACAACUGAUACCUUAUCUGCUGAUUAUUGGGUUCAAAACCUUGUCAAACCGGUCCGCUUUGCUGACGCUGUUACGAAGAUCGUCUCAAAACAACCCGAUGUAGUCAAGACGCCCAAUGUCAUUGUCGAGAUUGGCCCGCAUCCAGCUUUGAAGAAUCCAGUCAAGCAAAUUGUUGAUCUAAUUCGAGAACAGCAGUCUGGUGACCAGGGACGUCGCCACGCUGGCCAAUUCACCUACUUGGCCUCUUUGGAGCGAGGAACGGGAAGUGAAGAUGCGCUAUUCGGCCUUGCCCAGUACCUCUUUUGCCUGGGUGUACCGCUUAGCCUUGAGGCUAUCAACCAGACUAAUCGACAAAACUCGCACAUUAUUUCAGACCUCCCCGCAUAUGCGUGGGAUAGGUCAGUACGAUAUAUGCUGUCGUCGCGCAUCACGGGAGCCAAGCUGCACCCCGGCCAGCCAUACCAUCCUAUGCUGGGAUGGAAAAGCCCUUAUGCAGAAGGACCAGAAAUGGUCUUUCGACAGGUAUUCACUCUGGACGAGAUGCCUUGGAUCCGUGAGCAUGCUGUUGGUGGAAUAGUUGUCUUUCCCAUGACGGGGUACUUAUCUUUAGCUUUGGAAGGGCUGAGACGAGUUGCUACAGGCACUGUUUCCAGUCUUGUAGUACACGAGUUCCACGCCAAGCGCAGCCUGGAGAUCCAGGAGGAUGAACGUGUCGACAUCACCACCAAGAUUAGACCAGCAGCCACGGGAACAGAGAUGUUCUCUUCCAGCCUGUGGGUGUUUGAGAUUCUCAGCUGGAAUCAAGAUCAUGGGUGGACAGCUCAUGCUCACGGACGCGUUGAGGCAGAAGCCAACGAGCCCACUAUUAACACACCAACUUUCAAAUCGUCAUUGUCGCUCAUUGGCAGUAGAGAGCUGAAGGAGCGCGACCCGGAACUUGAGUAUACCUCUGACCACAAAGAGGGCACUACGUAUGGCCCAACCUUCAAAAGGAUGAAGAGGUUCUGGUCAGCACCUGGAUUCACGGUCAUGGAAUCAGAGGUUCGCGAUCUAGGCUCGGAAUUCCCCUCCCCAUAUGGUUCCCCGAUCUCAGUUGACACUCCAACCCUGGACAGCUUCCUCCAAGGCCUAGGUCCUCUGCUAGAAGAGUAUGGUGAGAAGCCGGCCAUGAUGCCCAACUACGUCAGUCGGCUUCGGAUCUUGAACAAUAUUCCUACUGAAGCAAACUUGCGUUUGACUACUGUCACUCGCCGUCUCGACUAUGAUCUCAAGGCCGGACUUAUGCGCAUCAGCGUCGGUGUCUUUGACACUAAGACCCUGUCUCCUGUUGUUGAAUUUGAAUCGGUCUCGCUCCGAGUUGUCGCAUCAGUCUCUUCUAGUAACCCGACCUCUAGCCUACCUUCCAGUUACUACUGGGACCUGAUCCCCAGCCUAAACACCUUGGCCAAUAAUCAGAUGCUGGCGGACUUCUUGGAAGUUGAUACAGUCGCUGAGAGUGAGCGGGAACGAGUUCGCUUAUUGAACAAGGCUGGCCUGUACUUCAUGGGAAAAGCCUUGCAAGAGACGGCGGAAGAUACGAACGAGCUCCCUCCACAUCUGGCUCGCUUCAAGGUUUGGGCUGCAGCCUGUAUCAAGGAGGCUGAAGAGAAAGGCAAUGGGGAGAAUCAAGAUAUAGCCACUCUCGUUGAAAACGUCUCAACUUCAGGUGGUCAAGGAGAGAUGGUUUGCGCUGUUGGAAGCCGCCUUACCGAUAUCCUGCGUGGGAAUGUCCAGGCUCUCGAGAUUAUGCUUCACAACAACCGUCUCUCACGCUACUAUGAUGAUGAUUUCACCAAUGUACGGUUGAGUCAUAUUCUAGCCAGAUGGGUGCGCCACGAAUGCGAUGUCAAGUCCAAUUUACGUGUUCUUGAAAUCGGCGCAGGUACAGGAAGUGCCACACUUCCGGUAUUCAACGCCAUCUCUCGUGGCAUCGAUAGGCUUCUCGAUAACUUCAGUUAUACCUAUACCGAUAUUUCGUCCGGUUUCUUUCAAGCAGCCCGCGAGAAGCUUGAUAAGUGGUCCAAGUUCAUCACAUACAAGAAGCUCGACAUCAGCCAAGACCCAACUCAACAGGGCUUUUCUUUGGAAGACUACGAUCUGGUGAUCGCCUCCAAUGUCCUUCAUGCAACACCUAACAUGACCAAAACUAUCGAUCAUGUGCGAUCCCUCCUCAAGCCAAACGGAAGACUCGUAGUUCUAGAAGCGGGUCUCCACGCGCCGCUUGUUCUCCCGUUUGCGCUGCUGCCAGGUUGGUGGCUCGCUGAGGAUGAGUACCGCUCGCUUGAACAAGGACCACUACUUUCCCGAGACAAGUGGAGCCAGCUGUUCUCCGAUCGUGGGUUCUCGGGCUUAGAUGGGGUAGUGGAGGGCUAUCCGGGCGAUCCUGAAAACAUUCUGAGUAUCCUGACGACCACACGAGUCAGUUUCGCUGAUGCUGGAGACAAUUCUACACCGAUCACCAUUUGUGGACCCAUGGAAGACGACGAUGAAGUAGAAUACGCCCAAUUGAUCUCGGGUGUCUUAGCCGAGGCGGGCUACGAGACUGAGGUCAAGCCUUUUGCGGAGGUCGAGCCGACAGAAGAGCAAUACCUCUUGGUCAUCGAUUCGGCCGAGAACAGCAUCUUCAAAGAUGUCUCGGACGCAACAUUCACCUUGUUACGAGAUACCUUCCUACAGGUCAAGGGUCUGCUUUGGGUCAUCCCCGAGAGCCAUACACCUGACUGUGAUACGGUAAAGGGAAUGCUACGCACGGUACGGCUUGAGCAGGGUUCCAGAAACAUCCUCAUGCUUGAGGAUCUUCCCUGCAACGAGCACGGACUGUCAGCUAUCAUGAAACUUGUGAAAAAGCUUUACGAUCCGGAGUAUAUCAAGUCGCCUGACCACGACUUCAUUUGGGGUGACGGUUUUCUGAGGCUACCGCGGUAUCGUCCGCUGCAUGAAGCAAAAGACACUUUCGCUUCAGAGGCGGGUGUUGUUAUUCGCAAGGAGCAGGACAUUUGGCAGGAAGAUGUGUCAUUCGAGAUGACUGUCGAUGCUGCCGGAAGUCCUGACUCGAUCUCCUUCAAGCGAACAAACACUCUUGAAAAUCCAUUAGCCGACGACGAUAUUCUUGUUCAGGUCGAAGCCUCAGGUGUUAACUUCCGUGAUGUCCUUUUGGUGCUUGGCUCCAUUCCAUGGACAACACCGGGUUUCGAGGGUGCUGGCACUGUACUCCAGACUGGCUCUGCUGUAAGCGACUUUCAAGCUGGCGACAAGGUCUUCUUUGGCGCUCUCCAUGGAGGCAGCUUCACCACUCACAUGAAGAUGCCAUCAUGGCACGCGACCAAGAUACCCGAAGGUCUCAGCGUAGCCGAGUCUGCUAGUAUCUCUGUUGCCUAUUCGACGGCUAUCAUGUCAGUUCUGCGUAUCGGUCGACUGCAGCAGGGUGAAAAUGUGCUGAUUCACGCCGCUUCGGGUGCUGUCGGUCAAGCAUGCAUUGUCCUUGCUCGCCAUAUCGGCGCAGAAGUGUUUGUUACUGCUGGCUCUACAGCCAAGAGGAAAUUUCUGCGCGACGAGUUCAACAUCGCCGAGGACCACAUUUACUCGAGUCGGACCCCCGAGUUCCGCGACGGAAUACUGUCCGUCACGGAGGGAAGAGGUAUCGACCUUGUCAUCAACUCACUCAGCGGUAACCUUCUUCAGCAGACAUGGGCGGUUGUUGCAGACUUUGGACGCUUUGUUGAGAUCGGCAAGCGAGACUUUUUACAAAACAGCUUCCUGCCCAUGAGACCAUUUGACAACAAUAUCACAUUCACUGGCGUCGAUCUUCGCAAGAUGUUCCUGAACAGACCUCAAGAACACAAGCGGUGUUUGGCAGACAUGGCUGACCUGAUUGAGCGCAAGGUUGUCGUACCUAUCCGACCAGUAACAUCCAUCCCCGUCUCACAGAUCGGAACGGCUAUGCGUAAGCUCCAGUCCGGACAGAAUAUCGGCAAAAUUGUUAUAACCAUGAACCAUGGCGAGCGUGUUAAAGCUGAAGUGGCUAAGCCCUUGAUCGGUUCGUCUUCAAAGAGCCUACUUCGCUCCGACAAGACAUACAUCAUCACUGGAGGCACGGGUGGUAUUGGUCUUUCCCUUGGGCCAUGGAUGGUUGAACAUGGAGCGAGGAAUGUUAUCUUGCUCGGCCGAAGUGGUUCUAGUCGUCCUGAUGUUCAAAAGGUGCUGCAGCAGUACAGUGACUCUGAUGUGACUAUCAGAGCAUUGGCUUGCGAUGUUGGUUGUCGAGAAGAUGUCAUCAGCGUUGUCGAAUCGAUCAAGGACCUUCCUCCUGUUGGUGGAGUCAUUCAUGGUGCUUUGUUCUUAAAGGACAAGCUACUCAGCAACACUUCAUACCAGGACUGGCUGAACAUUGUUCUGCCGCGAAUCAGGGGAGCUUGGAAUCUCCAUGAGCUGCUACCCGACAACUUGGAAUUCUUUAUCGCCCUCUCAUCUUUCAUCUCGGGAAGCGGAAACAUUGGCCAGUCUGUAUACUCAGGCACUGCUUCCUUCUAUGACUCUUUCGCGGAGUACCGCACAUCCCUGGGCCAGCCAACGGUAUCGGUCGCUCUUCCCGUAGUUCUCGACGUCGGCUAUGUCGCAGAUCGUGAUAUGGAAGGCAAACUCACGAGCUCGCUGGGUGCAGUCUUAUCCCUGAAACACUUGCGAACGGUCAUCAAAGGCGGUAUCAUGGGUCCAAGCUCUGGCCUAUAUCGGGAUGGCAAAGCUAUUUCUUUCAGCUACGCCCGGGGAGAUGACAGUAGUACGCUUCCAUGGCAAGCUUUCCAUCCACGAGCCCUUGUCGACUACAUCAGAGCAGAGACAAGAGCUGAUGGUAUUGCUGAAGAAGGAAAUACCAGCAACUCUAAGAGUAAGGGAUUCAAGGUCACGGAUGGUGGCGACCCACUUACUGGCCUUCUCGCGGUGUUGAUGGACAAGGUCUCCUCCAUCACCAUGAUUGAAAGAGAUGAGAUUGAGGCCGAUGCACCACUAUCUAACUACAGUCUAGACUCGCUUGUGUCAGUUGAGCUGCGGAACUGGAUCCGACGAGAGACUUCUGUCGAACUGCCUCCUUCCAAGAUCGCCAAUACCGCAAAUUUGCGGGCUUUGGCAACGUUCAUUCUAAGUCAGAUGGAACCGGGACCUAAGAGAAAAUAA
Messenger RNA from Fusarium coffeatum, 7554 nucleotides. RefSeq lists its product as uncharacterized. Gene Ontology annotation, biological process: fatty acid biosynthetic process; secondary metabolite biosynthetic process. The transcript is spliced from 11 exons. Gene Ontology annotation, molecular function: phosphopantetheine binding; 3-oxoacyl-[acyl-carrier-protein] synthase activity; fatty acid synthase activity. The coding region runs from base 1 to 7554 and encodes 2517 amino acids. NCBI's taxonomy places the organism in Eukaryota, Fungi, Ascomycota, Sordariomycetes, Hypocreales, Nectriaceae. The record is from RefSeq and is a predicted model, not a curated record.